UGCUACUGCAUAUCGAUCCAGCGAACAGCUAGUGCGUGUGACUACGUCAUUGAGAGGGAGAAGAAGAAGAAGACCAACUGGAAUGGGAGAAGAAGGAGACCCGACUGCUCCGGUAACCGACUCUGCACCGCCGCCGCCGUCCUGGCGAUCUUACCUAUCGGAAGAUCUUCCCCGCAGCGUCCAAGAGUCCGCCGAUUCUGCCAUUGGAGCUGCGCGCUCACUCCAACAAUCCUCCUCCAACCAUUUCCGCUCCCUUCAGGAUCUCGCUCCCGAGAUCAGAGCUCGAUACAGUAAUUACGAGGAGGCUUUCGUCCACAGAGUUAAAGAUGAGUUGACGAAUUUAGCAGAGCAUCCAGCUCUAGCGUGUGGAGUUGCUGCUUCUGCACUACUUCUUAUGCGUGGGCCAAGAAGAUUUUUAUUUCGGCAUACAUUUGGCCGGCUUCAGAGUGAAGAGGCACAAUUCAUUAAAUCGGAGAAGAAUGUCAAAGAGUUGGCCUUGUCUGUUGAUAUAAUGAAGAAGGAAAGCAAUAAACUUCUUGAAAGAUCAGCACUAGCAGAAAAAGACAUGAAGCGUGGCCAUUAUGACCUCAUGGAUGCUGGAAGUCAGAUCCAAAACCUCGCUAGAUCAGCUUAUAAGGCUGAAGUACAAGCUGCUGAUUUAAUGGAUCUGCUGCGAGAAAUUCCUGGCAGGGAAGCUUUGAAGCUACGAGCAGAUGUUGCAUCAUUGGCAUCACAUCUGCGGCAACAGAGAUUGGCCAUGAAUAAAAGAAUCUUGAAGAUCUCUGAAUUAGGUGUUCCAGUGUGAUAAUUUUGACCCCAUUUCUCUGUUAAUUUGGGGAAACUGACCAUACAAUAUUUAUAACUGGUAUUGUGAGAAAUUUUCGAAGUUUCCAUGUGCAUCACACUCCAACUGUGAGUUGGGAUUGAAUAUGGUUUGUGAGCAGAUUGAUGAGUUUGCUAGUCAUCAUGAAUGUAGUAGUGAAGAAUCUCCCAGUACCAAUAAUAAUAAGUGAAAAACAAACAAAUUGGCAGUUGAAUGUGUUUUAUU
Molecule: messenger RNA, 1048 nt
Organism: Andrographis paniculata
Lineage: Eukaryota; Viridiplantae; Streptophyta; Magnoliopsida; Lamiales; Acanthaceae
Product: RGS1-HXK1-interacting protein 1
Exons: 8
Coding region: 83-805 (240 amino acids)
Source: RefSeq, a predicted model, not a curated record